Grammomys surdaster is the source of this 960-nucleotide messenger RNA. Its product is annotated as olfactory receptor 14C36-like. The transcript has a single exon. NCBI's taxonomy places the organism in Eukaryota, Metazoa, Chordata, Mammalia, Rodentia, Muridae. Gene Ontology annotation, cellular component: membrane. The coding region runs from base 1 to 960 and encodes 319 amino acids. Gene Ontology annotation, molecular function: G protein-coupled receptor activity; olfactory receptor activity; odorant binding. Gene Ontology annotation, biological process: G protein-coupled receptor signaling pathway. The record is from RefSeq and is a predicted model, not a curated record.
AUGGCCAACUCCACCCUGGUGACUACAUUUCUCCUGGAAGGUUUUGCUAAGUCUUUGGAGCUCAGGAUCCUACUCAGUGUGCUGUUCCUGUUGGUGUACCUGGGCAGUCUGCUAGGGAAUCUUAUUAUCAUCAUUGUUACUACGGUUGACCAUACCUUGAAUACACCCAUGUACUUCUUCCUCAGGAAUCUUUCAAUUUUAGACAUGGUCUACGUUUCUGUUACUGUGCCCAAUGCUUGUAUCAACUCUCUCACUGAUCACAGGAAAAUUUCUGUUCCCGGAUGUGCAGCACAGAUCUUUUUGUUCUUCUUUUGUGCAUGUGUAGAGAUUCAGUUUCUCACCAUCAUGUCCCAGGACCGCUCUGUGGCCAUCUGCAAGCCUCUUCUCUACACUGUGAUCAUGAACCACCAGUUCUGUGUUCAGAUGACACUGGCUUCCCUACUUAGCUCUCUUAUCCUUGCAAGUGUGCACACUUUUCAAACUUUCCAGCUGUCCUUCUGUCACUCUAAUGUCAUACCUCAGUUCUUCUGUGAUAUCCCCUCUUUGCUGAGGCUUUCUUGCUCUGACACCUUUAUCAACCAACUCUUACUUUUCCUGACUGCCAUUGGGCUCAGUUUUAGCUGCUUUGUAUUCAUUGCUAUAUCAUAUGUUCGAAUAUUAUCAGCUGUGUUGAAGAUUCCUGUCAAAGGAGAGAGAGGGAAGGCCUUUUCCACCUGCAUACCUCACAUUAUUGUGGUGUCUGUGUUUUUUAGUUCUGCUGCCUAUGUGUAUCUAAGACCUCCAGUACUAACACUGGAAGUAGCUAAGGAGAUGACUCUUUCUGUAUUUUAUACCAUUGUUCCACCAUUCUUAAAUCCUAUCAUCUAUAGUCUUAGAAACAGACAGAUAAAGGAGGCUGUGAAGAAAGUAAUAUUAAGAAUUACUUUCAUAUUUGAAUAUAAAAGGAAUGAGUACUUGUAA